UUUUGUCAGUAAAUUAUAGUGUUACGUUGUACGAUUUCGACAAUGAAUUACGUAAAUGAAUUGGUAUUUUUGUUCCUCUGUAAAUCUUUAUAGAGUUUCUAUUUAUUUUAUUUUUUUAUCAUAUUGCCUUUUAAACAUUUUUAUUACGUCCCAGAUUAAUUCCUUCACUUUAAGRUUUACACGACUACAUGCCAGUUACAGUAAUGUGUGGUGAUUUGUUGGAACCUGAGCUGAACUGCAGGGAUAGAAAUAUCCCAUCAAGCCUCUCAUUUAUUCCUCUUCAUCUCUAUCCCCUCUUUACGCCCCCUCCCACGCCGUCUCUCCGGGCGAACGCACUGCUCACUGCUGCUGCUGCUGCUGCUGCGGCGCCGACCCUCUCCCUCUCUCCUUCUCUCAGUCCCGCCGGUCGCCUGUGGACGCUGCCCGGCUUGGCCGAACAUGGCGGCGGCGCCGGAGGAGGAGGUAGACCGCAGACCGAUCCGGAGGGUCCGGUCCAAGAGCGACACGCCUUACAUCAACGAGGCGCGGAUCUCCCUGCACCUGGAGACAGCAGAGGACGUGGAGCGACUAGCAUCGAUGCGCUCUGAUUCUCUGGUACCAGGAACCCACACGCCUCCCAUUCGCCGCCGGAGCAAGUUUGCCACUCUGGGACGCCUGUUUAAACCCUGGAAAUGGAGGAAGAAGAAGAGUGAGAAGUUCAAGCAGACCUCUGCAGUGUUGGAGAGGAAAAUGUCUACUCGCCAAAGCAGAGAGGAGCUCAUCAAGAAAGGACUCCUGAAGGAGGUUUAUGAGAAAGAUGGGACAUCCUCUCCAGUUCUCAGGGAGGAGGUGAAGAUGGAGAACGGUCGCUCCCCAGCGCUCAGCUCUAUCCYACCUGAACCUGAAGGUCCUGAGCUGAUGGAAGGAGCGACAGCCGCUGUAGCYGGAUGUUUGGAGUUUCAAAUGCAAAGUGAGGGUACAUGUCAACCAGACCAGGCCCAGAACUCCAGCCCGACUCCACCCGCAAAGGCCUCGGCAGCGUUUCUUGCUGACGGAUCAGAAUCUCCCCGCUCAAGACCUCCUACGUUACACAAACAGCCGCCUGCUCUUCCACCCAAACCUUUCAGCAGACUCCCCAAUCACAUCACAGGUGAGCUCUUCUCUGUGCCUGAAUCGGUGUCCAUGUUUCUCUUUCUGCUAUUUCCUCCUCCUCUCGCAGACGGCACCCCUGUGAAGUUGCCGUGCAUGUCAGCCAAGCUGUCUCCUCCUCUACCUCCGAAGAAGCUCCUGAUCUCCGUUCCCGCGGGGGGCAUGGAGCCCUCUCCUCUUGCCUUCCAGAAGUGCCCCGGCCCACCCAGCCACACUGGCAUGGGCGGACACUCGCUGCAGUAUGGGGCGCUGCCGGUACCCCUGCACCCGCCCAGCAGGAUCAUAGAGGAACUCAACAAGACGCUUGCCCUCACCAUGCAGAGGUUUGAGAGUUCCAUGAUGCACACUGUUCCUGCCAUGAUGAUCGAGUGCGAUGACAAUAAAGAAAAUCUCCCAAAUGAGGCUGACUAUGAAGAGCUGCCUGGCAUGUACAGGGACGAGGAAGAAGAAGAAGAAGAAGAAGAGGAGGAGGAGGAGGACGAUGAUGAUGAAGAAGAGGAAGAAGAUGAUGAAGAUGAAGAGGAAGAAGAUGACGAUACACUGCUUACAAGUACGCUGGCCAUGAAGGUUUUACGGAAAGACUCUCUGGCCAUCAAGCUCAGUAACCGUCCAUCAAAGAGAGAGCUGCAAGAGAAGAACAUCCUGCCGAUGCAGUCGGACCAGGAGCGUCUGGAAUACCGGCAACAAACCGCCACCAAACUGACCAGGCGGUUGAGCCAGAGGCCGACAGCAGAGGAGCUGGAACAGAGAAACAUUCUGAAACCUCGAAAUGAUCUGGAGGAGCAGGAAGAGAAAAGAGAGAUCAAGAGACAUUUAUCCAAAAAGCUCAGCAACAGGCCCACAGUGGAGGAGCUGAGGGAGGCCAAGAUCCUCAUCCGAUUCAGCGACUACGUGGAAGUCGCUGAGGCUCAGGACUACGACAGGAGAGCAGACAAGCCAUGGACUCGGUUAACAGCAGCCGAUAAGGCUGCCAUCAGAAAAGAGCUGAAUGAGUUUAAAAGCACAGAGAUGGAGGUGCACGAGUCGAGCCGCCAUCUGACCAGGUUUCAUCGGCCGUAGUCUGCAAUCCUGCUGCCACUUUUUUAAGACCUUAAUCUUAAAAAAAAGUAACUGCUGAUCGGCAUCAACCUGUUUGAGUCAGGAAGUAGGAGCAAAAACUUUCAGAUGUUGGAGGGUUAUGGGGCUGAAAAAGAAACAAACUCAGAACUGUUCUUUUCCCUCAAUGGGAAUUUUGAUGACUUCUUGAUAUUCAAA
Poecilia reticulata (guppy) is the source of this 2382-nucleotide messenger RNA. It is a transcript of the gene phactr1, whose product is annotated as phosphatase and actin regulator 1. Gene Ontology annotation, molecular function: actin binding. Gene Ontology annotation, biological process: cell motility; stress fiber assembly. The record is from RefSeq and is a predicted model, not a curated record. NCBI's taxonomy places the organism in Eukaryota, Metazoa, Chordata, Actinopteri, Cyprinodontiformes, Poeciliidae.